AGAUGAGAGGACAAGCAAGAAGAGAGAAAAAAAAGUCAGGGGAAAGUCUAAGAGCUACCACGGUUUUAUCUGCCUGGUUUGAAGAGGUCAACUGGUAACAGAAAGAUAAAAAAGCUACUGAGAAGCAUGGUACUCCCUCAACUCAAGCUAAUUUUCCUGGCUGUUCUCCUGCUGUUGCUACUUGGAACCCAUGCAGAUGACCAAAGUCAUUGUGUCAACAACGUCUGCUACACUGUUCAUCUGGGCAAACAAAACUUUCAGAAUGCCAAAGAUAAAUGCAUUUAUAAUGGAGGGGAUCUGGUUACCAUAAAAAGUCAAGAAGAAGCUGAGCAUGUAAAAAACUUGCUUUUGCAACUAAACAGCAGCCUAACAGAUACUCCUUUAAAGCUUUGGAUUGGACUCCAGCUGAAUAAGAAUAAGUGCUACGUGCCCCACAAGUUGCUAAAAGGAUUUUCCUUGGUCACAGGAGAUAAGGAAACUGAAGAAAGCCAGUUCUCUAACUGGAUGCAAGAACCUAAGAGUACUUGCACACAAGUCCGGUGUGUUACCAUUCACUUGGACUUCAUGUCAACUGAGAAUUACAAAUGGUUGGAUGGCAAGUGCAUAAAUCCUGUUGAUGGCUACCUCUGCAAAUUCCAGUUUAAAGGUAUGUGCAAACCAGUGGCCCUUGCAGGCCCAGGAAAUGUUGAAUACUUUGCCCCAAUUGAAAUGUCAACUGCAUCUUUGUCUUCACUUCCCCAUGGCUCUAUGGCUACAAUACGUUGUGAGGAUAAUAGUGUAAGUCAGAUAGUCUGCAAAGAACACGAGGAUGGAAAUGGCUUUCAUUGGGAUUCUGAAGGACCUCUGUGUGCUUCACCAAACCUUGGUUGUGAUUACAACAAUGGAGGCUGCGAGCAGGAAUGUAUUAGGGACUUAAUAACAUGGUCUGUUCGCUGUGGUUGCAGAGAUGGCUAUGUUCUGGCAUCGGACCUGAUAUCAUGUGUUUUACCCCAAAAUUGCCAGUCCAACCCAUGCCAGCACAGAUGCACAAACAGCUAUCAAGGCUAUGAAUGCACAUGUAUUGAGGGAUAUGAACUUUCAGAAAACAAACUAAAUUGCACAGAUAUAGAUGAAUGUCAGCAGAAGCCUUGUCAACAAGUGUGUACCAACACAUUAGGUAGCUUUGAGUGCAGUUGCAAAACAGGCUACAUGCUACAUGACAACAAGUGUCUUGAUCAAGAUGAAUGCAUUAACUCUCCUUGUGAACAUGGCUGUUUGAAUACAGAUGGCUCCUUCUACUGCUCCUGCAAAUAUGGAUAUGAAGUUGGCAAUGAUCGGUUGUCUUGUCAUGAUGUAGAUGAGUGUACUAAGUCACCAUGUGCUGAGAUGUGCAGUAACGUCCCUGGGAGCUAUGUCUGCUUUUGUCCAGAUGGAUUCCUGUUAUCAUCCGAUGGCAUCUCUUGCUACCCGGACACAUUAAAUCAAAAUACCAAUACUAGUGGGCAGGUUGGUCAAGAGAUGAAACCUAAAGGCAAUCAAACCAUAAACAGUUUUGAUAACACAGAUCACUCUACCACCAGCUCGAUGUCUCCAGAUUCCUUAAAGGACGCAUCAGUCAUAGAGAACACUAUACAACUGGUAACCUCUCCCAUGACUUCCGAGUUUGAUAGUUCUUCUGGAGAUGAGCUUGUGGAUAAGGUUUCUAGUGAUCAAACUCCUGGGCACAGGACAUUGAUACUAGUCAGUACAAUUUGUGCCUGUGGGGUUUUGUUACUGUUGGCUGUGGUUGCAGGCAUUGUGUGCUACAAAAGGAGAAAUUCCGAAAAAGAGGAUGACUAUAAGCCACCCAGUGCAACCGAUAAUUAUUGUUGGGUACCUGAACAAUCUGAAAACAAAGUACCAAACAAUGAAUAUGGUAACGACUUCAGAAGAUAGUACACCGAAGUCUGUAAGGAUCAUAUUGUUGCUCUUUAUUAAAAACUGAAUUAAAAAGUUAAGCAGAACUGUGAGAAAUAAUGACAUUGUUAGGAUUUUUAUAGUUAAUUGCCGUAUCUUGUUGUAUGUGCUUUUAGAAACAGGUGAAGAACAGUCAGUAAAAGUAAUAUUUCCUAGAUCAUAUAUACAUAUUUUUUAUUAUGCAUUGAAUGAUGGCUCAUUUUAAUGCAUAUUUAGGAUUUUGGUCGAUAUUAAAUAAUGCAAAACUGUGGCAUUUCUAGAGCAAAGUGCUAAAUCACAAGCAGUCACCACAGAAACCACAGGGCGGUUGCUGAUAAUUGCUCCAUAUUUGUCAAUCUACUAAUUUUAGUACUAAUGAUUUUUAUUAGCCCAUUGUAUGUAUAAGAUUCAUGAUGUUGAAAAUUAGCACAAGAGGGUUUAUUUACAAAAGUCAGUAAUUCAAAGUGAAUUCAAAUUGCAUUUCAAAUGAAAGGUCAAUAUAGCCAAAAAUUUCUCUAAGUCAACCUAACAUGAGAAUUGUGAGGGAUUCAAAGUGGAUUUCACAUUUAAGGUUAAUGUAGCCAGACUGGAAGCCUAGGGGACAUAGAGAAAUUUCCAUUUUGUUUACUUACACUUCAAUAUGAAAUUCAAUUGCAUUCACCUUGAAUUUCCCACAGUUCUCAUUUCAAUAAAUAACCUUACUAGUUUUUAUUUUGCAUUGCUAAAUGGUCUAUUCAGAAGAAUAUCUGGGAACAUCAAUCACCUCUAUUCAAGCAGGGCUUUCCACUGUGACAUAGUAUAAAAAAAAAAAAAAAAAAAAAAAAAAAAAAUCACAGAUUAGUAUGCCCAAGAAUCGGAAAGGCCACCAUAGCAAAUUAAAUAGUGAACUGUGGUGAAUCGAGAAACUGACCUGCGAUCUUGAGAUUGAGGUAAAAUCACGAAGAUGUAUUCAAUAAUAGUGAAUUUAUUCAAACUGAAAACUGUAUUGCAAACUUAUUUGUAAAAAAAACCUCUAUAUUAGAUAUGUCACUCCUUGACCAUUUUAGCCUGAAAUAUGCAAUUUAAUUUUUAGUCCACUACAAAUCACAGUUUAGUGAACAAAUCCCUAGGAAUGUAGGUCAGAUGCUGAGAGUUCCUAGGUCUGUUGCUGUGCUGUAUACUGAUGGUGAAUACACAUGUAUUGCAUACAAUGUCAAAUGUGAAUAUA
Pelobates fuscus (common spadefoot toad) is the source of this 3121-nucleotide messenger RNA. Its product is annotated as complement component C1q receptor-like. Gene Ontology annotation, molecular function: calcium ion binding; extracellular matrix binding; extracellular matrix protein binding. The coding region runs from base 127 to 1914 and encodes 595 amino acids. NCBI's taxonomy places the organism in Eukaryota, Metazoa, Chordata, Amphibia, Anura, Pelobatidae. The transcript has 2 exons. Gene Ontology annotation, biological process: cell migration. The record is from RefSeq and is a predicted model, not a curated record. Gene Ontology annotation, cellular component: external side of plasma membrane; extracellular matrix.